CUCACACUGCUCUAUGGUACUGCACUGGCUUGGUACAAUAGACCUGGACACACUGGAGACACUGACAUGAAUAGAGCGAGGAGAGGAGCACACAUCCAACUCAGAGCAACAGUUGGUGGACUGCAUGACUGCUUGAAGAGUGUUACGUCAUUUGACGUGUUGCAUCGUUUGAAUUUGAAGCCAUGCUGUGUGAGAGCAUACUAUGGAGCAUGACCUACUGUAGUGACCAGGAGAGCCUGGACCCUCUCCCCCCUGUGAUAGAGCCCCCCACGAGUAGUGUCAGGGCUGGCUCACAGCCGGUUAAAGCCGCCCCGCUCUUCACACUCCAGGCCUCUCCAGACCAGCCAAGCAGAAAGGGCCACUCCAUCCUGCCUAGAGUGGCCCAAGACGAGAGGCCCUACCGGGUGAGUGCCCAAAUCCAGCCCCAGGGUUCUUCUCUACAGCAGGCCUUGCAUUCCCAGAGGCCCCAUCCUGGCAGACACAUUUCCCCAGAGAUGGAAAUCCCUGGGCAGGCUCGUUCUGGUGGUGACGUCCCUUUCCUGGUGCCCUCUUCCUGCCAGAGCAUCUGUCAGAACUACAGCGACCUCCACAUCGGGGGGGACCAGGUGCUGCCUCUUUCGGAUCACGAUGGGGAGCUCCUGCCCUGCAGCGAUACCCUGGCCGACGGCCCCUUCCUCUAUUCCUGUGACGUCCUCCCAGCCGCAGAUGACUCUCCCCCAGAUCGGGCCUCUGAAGACAGGCCACUGCAUCCUCUCCAGGUGGGCUCAGGCUUGGGAUCCUCCCGCUGGAGGGCGGGGAGCGGCCGCGACCGGAGCUUCCUCCUCCAGGGGUGUGAGGGGCCCCUCUCCAACUCACUGCUCAACCGCUACCUGGAGCACAAGCUACUGGACCUGUACCAGCAGUACAUGCUGGAGAGCAUGGCCCGGGAAGGGGGUUGUAAUGAGGGUUUCCCCAGCCACCUGCUGGCUUCAGAGCUGCUUCUUACCAGCCUGGAUCAGAUCACGUUGCAGCUGAGCCGUGAGGGCCACCUAGAAGCGGGCCGGGCCAAAGACAUGGUGCUCAGCUGCCUGCUGAGGGUGGCCAGCGGCCUGCAGUCCAGUGAGAUCAGUACUCCCCUGCUCCAGAUCUCAACUGACCUGCAGCUCUCCACUGCUACUACUGCUGCUGCUACUGCUGCUGCUACUGUUACUACUGCUGUUACUGCUGCUACUACUACUGUUGCUGUUACUGCUGCUACUGUUACUACUGCUGUUACUACUGUUACUGUUGCUGCUGCUUCUACUUCUACUACUACUGCUGCUGGUGCUGGUGCUGGUGCUGGGGGCCUAGGAGUACCUCAGGGACCGCUCAACUUCACCACUGACCCCCCAGUUAAAGACAUCCUUUGACCCCUGACCCCUGAAACAACUGCACUCAGAAACCGUCUUGUUACGGAGGUCCAACCAACUUGACUCAGCCCCCCCCUCCAGUACUAGACAGUUUCACUGUCCCCCUAGUUUUAAAAAAUAGCCUCUGAACAGGGAAGGACCAGGAGGGAGUGUGUGCAGCUAUGUUUUUAACCCUAAUGGAAAAUGUAAAUUGUUGCUACCUUUCCUACUUUGGUAUUACCUUCACUCAGACUCUGUCUAUCCUCUCAGUUCCCCCUACACACUGUUCUCUUAUGACGAAACGAGACCGCUUUCAAAUAGCUGCAGUGAUAUAAUAUCCAUAAUGAGGUGGAACACAGUGGUGGAGAAUGAAGACGUCUGUACUGUUGUCAUGUUUUCAUGAAGAGAACAUGACAUUCUAUCUAAUGUUUUUAUCUUGUUUUAUUGUCUGUGAAAAAUCAAUAAACAUGUUGAUCACACAAAUGUCAGUUACUCUGAUACGGAUCCCA
This is a messenger RNA of Oncorhynchus mykiss (rainbow trout), 1876 nucleotides long. RefSeq names its product TLR adapter interacting with SLC15A4 on the lysosome. Gene Ontology annotation, biological process: regulation of toll-like receptor signaling pathway. The record is from RefSeq and is a predicted model, not a curated record. NCBI's taxonomy places the organism in Eukaryota, Metazoa, Chordata, Actinopteri, Salmoniformes, Salmonidae.